UAGGGUUAGGGUUAACGCUUGGGUUAAUAUUAAUGCUGGACUGGGGUAGGAUUUCUUCUCUUAUAACAGUCAGGCUAGGUUAGGGAUGAUUUUCUCAGAGCUGAGCUUCGGUUAUGCUUAUGUUGGGUUUGGGUUAGAAUUUGGGAUAGGAUUACAUUUUGUGUUAAGUUUAAGGUUAGUUUAGGUUAAGUUUGGAUAUGGUUUGUGCAAUAAGUGCUCCUGCAUGUAUGUUAAGAACUGAUUCUUCAGUUUAAAUUUAAGAAGAAAAUAUAAGCGGAUUAGAAGGUUUCAAACCAAAGUACAGUGUUUAUGGAAUAUUAAAAGCCUGAAUCUUUGAAAGGCAGGAAUAGUAGGUGUGACCCCCAGCCGCCGUGCAUAGAAUGGAGAACAGUGAAGGUCUGUGCACCUCCUACAUAUGCAUGCCGAGUGAAUAAGGCUUCUGUUCUGGCCAAAACAGACCCAACGACUUCCAGAAGAUCACCAUUCUUUUUUCUUAAGGGUUUCUAUCCUACAGUCACACAAACCCAGAAAUAAGCUGAAGGUUUCCUCCGAUGUCCUGCCAUUCACAUUUGUGCCGGUUCUGAAGAAACUGCAGAUAAAGAGCAGAAUUCUACCGAAGGGACGGAGCAGGGAGCCUUCGGCAAUGUCUACCGAGUGUUCAGGAGGCCAGGAGGCUGACCACGGCAUGUACAGGGCAGAGAUCGUGUUUAUCGGGGACUCUGAUGAGGGGGACGCCGGAGCUGUCCAGACCCAACGUGUCCCAGAUGAGCUCUCCGGGAAAGGCGAGAUACCGUCACCGUUCAAAAUGGCCGCCGAUCACUUGACCAAAACGUCGGCCUCCGAUCGCCGGCUUGCUCCUCAUACAGAGAACACCAUGCCUCACUUUUGCACGAGCGGCCUUCACACUCCCCCCGCCCCAGGCUCCACCAAUCACAGAUCAGUUCCUGGGCCAUGCCAGGACGUCCCUUCAGCUCCUGUAGAUGGCAUUUGUAGCACACCGGUGAGGGUCACCCUCGCACCGAUGACCGAGGCACCAAACUCAGGCGGACUGUUGGUCUCGCCAGCUUCGUCCCGGGAGUCUGUCACCUGGGAGGACUGUGCCAAGCACAUUAGCCAGCCCGGCCGGAACUCACCAGAAGGCUCUCUGGCGUCGCUGAGCCGCACUGAAUCUCCGUGCUCCUCCAUCUGGUCGGGCAGCUUCUCGCCUUGCGUGCUGCGGGUGGAGCGCUGCUCUUUGGCACCAGGCUGCAGCUUGGCACAGGCGUCGGCCACCCAGCCAGCCGGCACCCUCUCCUCAAAGACAGCACAUAAGGUCCCCCCCAGUCGGCUCUCGCUGCUCACGGCCAUCCUGCGGAAAGGCCGACUGCCCCUCCUAGCCCCAACGCCGACCCGGCCAUACUCUCCUUGCUGGCCCGUUACUCCGGAGAGCCAGUCGUCCUGUGCCGCAUGCUCGGCUGCCUCCAGCCUUUCCUCCCUGUGGCAGGGACCUUCCCGCUCCCAGUCCCCAAGUCCGCAGGACAAGCGGCGGCUCACUGUGUCCACAGAGGCCAUGCCCUCUCUCCCCGCCCUGAAGACCAUGAGCUCUCCGCCCAGGUUAUACCCAUUUCAAGUUGUGACAGUCCAGAACAAUAUGUGGCCUACAGCAUCUCCACCCCAACCGUCCUCUGCUCAAGUUCCUGCAACACCUGCCAUCUCACAAACUCCCCCACGACUUGAAGGCAAUCCCCAGACUCUGACCCAUACGGCCAGUCCUCCACAUCGAGCUGUAUCCCCAUUGUUCUCGAAGCCUGAGCUGGUCACCCUUAAGCCCAGUGGUGCCCCCUACAGGCCUGUAGACCCCCCAUUGCUCAGCGUAACGCAGGUGCAGGAAUCCUGCUUGCCGCAUCCGCUGCAGAACGGUAUUGCAGCAUCAUCCAUGCAGCACCUGGCGCCACCCACCUGGUGGAGCUCCUGGUCCCUCCCUCUCACGCCUCCAAAAAACCCCCCUGAGUCUCUGAGAUCAAGCUCCGCCCUUUCGGCACCCGGCUGGAUAACCCCGCCCCCCUCCCCCCCACCCUCCUUGGUCUCAUCACCCUCCCCAACCCCCCGGGAUGGCACGCCGGACAGCUCCACUGUCGGGGGCGGGGGCAGGAAAAAGAAGCAGUACAAGAUCAAGACCGGCUACAAAGCGCUGGCAGCCAUUCCCACCAACAACAUCCUGCUGGAACAGCAGGCAAUAGAUGAUCAUGUUGAGAAUCAGGAGAGGCCCGGAGACAACGGCGAGGAGAGUCACCGAGAGAUCUGCUCGCCAGCCCAGCUGAGGCAGGAGUCCGAGGAGCUGUACGCCGCCAUCGAUGAAGUCUUAGAGAACACCAUGCCCAUGCAAAGAAGGUGUCCCUCUCAUGUACAGCGGCGAUCUCACUCCGUUCCAGUAGCACUGACGAAACCCCUGAGCCCUGAACCUUCAAAGGCAUUCACAUUGUUGCCAAGACCAGCGGGACGUGAAACUAAAUAUGCCCUUUCCUACAAGCAACAAGCCAGCCCUUUGGAGAGAAAUCUGACCAAACCUGGAGUCAUACGUCCUGUGGGGGCUGUUACUAAAACAUCAGAGGCAGAUGUUUCAGAGGAGUUUCAGCCAAAUCCCUUCAGGAAAUAUCUGAAAGAAACAUUGAUGGUGAAGCAGGUGGAGCCCGUCCCUAGCUGCCCAGGGCUCGCAGGCACCAGGGGCACGGAGGGUGGCAUGAGUCCCCCGAAGGGCACACAGGUUCCAGAAAAGUCCGGUGAGGCACCAGCGGGAAUGCGGACGCCAAUCCUCCGGAUAACCAAUGUGGACGGCAGCGAAAUCCAGAUGACACUGGCUGACUCCUCGGAAUACCCUGGUGCGCAGUUCAGCACGCCGCAUGCCAAACAGAACGAGACUCACAUUUAGAUGUAGGACAGGAGGAUGUGAAUGAGAGCUGGGGGGGGUCCCUCACUGGGGAUGAGGUGCUGCUGCAGGAGACAGACACUGAAUGUAGCAUGAUGUGCAUUAAUAUGACAGUCGUGUUUGAUACAGGCCGCUCUCUUCCAUAUUUGACACGUUUUCACUUUGAGAUAUUGUUACUUUUAGUUUUGCGGUCGAGAAAUUACAGUGUGAAAUACAGAUAAAAGGCAACAAUAAACACUAUUAUCAUUU
Molecule: messenger RNA, 3154 nt
Organism: Paramormyrops kingsleyae
Lineage: Eukaryota; Metazoa; Chordata; Actinopteri; Osteoglossiformes; Mormyridae
Gene: mlip
Product: muscular LMNA-interacting protein
Source: RefSeq, a predicted model, not a curated record